UAUUCUAAACAGCUAAGAGCAACAGUUAACUCAACAAUUUCAAAUGGAUUUUUACUAUUUACCUGCAUCCGCACCCUGCCGCUCCGUGCUCAUGACAGCAGCUGGAGUGGGUGUUAAGCUAAACAAGAAAAUUCUAAACACCAUCAAACAGGAGCAGAUGACACCCGAGUUUAUAAAGAUCAACCCACAGCACACUAUCCCAACUCUCGAUGACAAUGGCUUCUCGGUAUGGGAGUCGCGUGCUAUUCUCAUAUAUCUAGUGGAGCAGUAUGGCAAGAACGAUGCUCUAUAUCCUAAGGAUCCCAAGCAGCGUGCUGUAGUCAAUCAACGCCUCUAUUUUGACAUGGGCACGCUAUAUCAGUCGUUUGCCGAUUAUUAUUAUCCACAAUAUAUAGCGAACGCUCCAGCAAAUCCUGAACAUUACAAAAAAAUGGAGACUGCUUUUAGCUUCUUAAAUACCUUUCUGGAGGGUCAACAAUAUGUAGCUGGCAAUCAAUUGACGAUUGCCGAUUUGGCCAUUUUGGCGUCAGUGUCAACUUUUGUGGCUAUGGACUUUAAGCUGGAUAACUAUGCCAAUGUGAGCAAGUGGUAUGCACACGCCAAAAAAGUGGCUCCUGGCUGGGCUGAAAAUGAGAAAGGAGCAUCGGAAUUCAAGGCAGUUAUGGAAACACUGCGAAAGAAGUAACUUUUAUGUAACAUUUUUGAAUAAUUUAUAAGAAGUUUUAUAAAGCUUAAAUUAAAAUACAUAGUUAAACUGUUAAUUGUUAAUUAAUACAUACAUCAGAUUCGUAUGUAUGUAUGUAUAUUCCAACCACACAAUACUCUCACACACCUAAUUUGUUUUUUUCGCCUAUUCUGAUAGCAUAACAGACAAUAAAAGCUUAUAAAAA
Messenger RNA from Drosophila busckii, 890 nucleotides. Its product is annotated as glutathione S-transferase 1-1. The coding region runs from base 44 to 685 and encodes 213 amino acids. Gene Ontology annotation, biological process: glutathione metabolic process. The record is from RefSeq and is a predicted model, not a curated record. Lineage: Eukaryota; Metazoa; Arthropoda; Insecta; Diptera; Drosophilidae. The transcript has a single exon. Gene Ontology annotation, molecular function: glutathione transferase activity.